Messenger RNA from Pteronotus mesoamericanus, 3129 nucleotides. It is a transcript of the gene EIF2AK1, whose product is annotated as eukaryotic translation initiation factor 2 alpha kinase 1. Gene Ontology annotation, cellular component: cytoplasm; nucleus; cytosol. Gene Ontology annotation, biological process: protein phosphorylation. Bases 693 to 2282 code for a protein of 529 amino acids. Gene Ontology annotation, molecular function: eukaryotic translation initiation factor 2alpha kinase activity; ATP binding. The record is from RefSeq and is a predicted model, not a curated record. The transcript is spliced from 15 exons. Lineage: Eukaryota; Metazoa; Chordata; Mammalia; Chiroptera; Mormoopidae.
UGACCUGAGCGCGGCCGGAGGUGCUGGGGGGCAGCUUCAGGGCCCGGGAGCGCGAGGCAGAGGGCGACCAGGCGGGGGCUCUGCCUGCCCCGCCUGCCGUCGCGUUCCCAGCCGAGGGCUCGGACCUCAGGCAUGGUGGCGAGGAGCCAGGUUGGGUAUCUGGGCCGAGGGAACUGAUUUUGGGCCAAGAACAGGGCGUUGGAGAAUGUGUGUCCAGCUCACCUCUGUUAGCCGUUGAGAGAGAAAAAAAAAAAAGCCGCGACCGUCAGAAAAAUCUUCUCGCCUUAAAGGAGAAAAAAGGAUGUUAGAGGAAGACACUCCCCAGCAGGCUCGUGAGUUAACUCGGAUUUGGAAGGUGACGCCUAGCGCACGGCAUCUGGAAUCAAGUCUCCCGGGAGCCAAAACCAAAUGAUCAGAGCUACUAAAGAAAGUAACGGUGUUGGGUAACAGUUGCAAAGAGCUGGCCGUGAAUAUGCCAAUUCAUUUAAUCCUCACUAUAACCUUGUAAGGAAUCGGACGUCCCAGCAGAGCUGCAGGUGUUGAAGGGGCCCCAGCAGCAACCGACCUUCCCUUUUGCAGUUGCCAACCAGCUCUUGCUUGUCUCUCUGCUGGAGCACCUGAGCCAUGUGCACGAACCCAACCCACACCGUUCAGCACAAGUGUUUCAAUUACUUUGUCAGACCUUCAUCAAAAUGGGGCUGCUGUCUCCUUUCACCUGCAGCGAUGAGUUCAGCUCGUUGAGGCUGCACCACAACAGGGCCAUUACUCACUUGAUGAGGUCGGCCAGAGAGAGGGUCCGCCAGGAUCCCUGUGAGGAUAAUUCUCAUAUCCAGAAGAUCAGAUCCAGGGAAGUAGCCUUUGAAGCACAAACCUCACGUUACUUAAAUGAAUUUGAAGAGCUUACCAUCUUAGGAAAAGGUGGAUAUGGAAGAGUGUACAAGGUCAGGAAUAAAUUAGAUGGUCAGUAUUAUGCAAUUAAAAAAAUCCUGAUUAAGGGCGCAACUAAGACAGAUUGCAUGAAGGUACUGCGGGAAGUGAAGGUGCUGGCGGGUCUUCAGCACCCUAACGUCGUGGGCUAUCACACUGCUUGGAUAGAGCACGUGCAUGUGGCCCAAAAGCCAAAUAGAAUUUCUGUUCAGUUGCCAUCUCUGAGAGUGAUCUCUACGCAGGAGGAUGACAGGGAGCAGCAUGAUGUUAACAAUGAUGAAAGUAACAGCUCAUCCAUUAUCUUCGCUGAGGGCAACUCAGAAAAAGAAAAAUCCUUAGGGGAAUCCGGCAGAGAAAAUCAGAAUAACAAAUUGGUGAACUACACCACCAAUUUAGUCACAGGAGACACCAGUGAAUUUGGAUCCUCCAUUGUAUUCCAAGAAAAUGGCUUGGCUGAGUUGUCUUCCGGAUCGAUUGUUGAGAACCAGCUGCCACUGAGGCUCACUUCAGACCUAGAAGGGAAUUUCACAUCCACUGAGGAGUCUUCUGACGACAACUUCAACCUGGUGGGACAGGCAGAGGUGCAGUACCACCUGAUGCUGCACAUCCAGAUGCAGCUGUGUGAGCUCUCGCUGUGGGACUGGAUAGUGGAGAGGAACACCCGCGGCCGGGAGUGCGUGGACGAGUCUGCGUGUCCUUAUGUUAUGGCCAGUGUUGCAACAAGAAUUUUUCAAGAAUUGGUGGAAGGAGUAUUUUACAUACAUAACAUGGGGAUUGUACACAGAGACCUAAAGCCCAGAAAUAUUUUUCUUCAUGGCCCUGAUCAGCAAGUGAAAAUUGGAGACUUCGGUCUGGCCUGCACAGACAUCAUACAGAACACAGACUGGACCAGUAGGAAUGGGAAGAGAACACCAACACAUACCUCCAGAGUGGGUACCUGCCUGUAUGCGUCACCCGAGCAGUUGGAAGGAUCCGAGUACGAUGCCAAGUCCGACAUGUACAGCCUGGGCGUGAUCCUGCUGGAGCUCUUCCAGCCGUUUGGAACAGAAAUGGAGCGAGCACGGGUCCUGACAGGCUUGAGGACUGGUCAGAUACCCGACUCCCUCAGUAAAAGGUGUCCUGUGCCGGCCAAGUACAUCCAGCAGCUGACCAGAAGGAAUGCGUCCCAGAGGCCAUCGGCGCUGCAGCUGCUGCAGAGCGAGCUUUUCCAAAACUCCGGAAGCGUUAACCUCACCCUGCAGAUGAAGAUACUAGAGCAAGAAAAAGAAAUCGAAGAACUAAAGAAGCAGCUCAGCCUCCUCUCUCGGGACAAAGGGGUUAGGGAUGACAUGAAGGAUAGUGGCGUUCCUGCCUAGCUUACUCAGCCUCUAGGAGUAUGGCUGGACCUCAGCUCUGUCAGCUCAAGUCAACUGGAAUGUGUGGCUUCAACCUUUUUCAGGGUACAGAUGAUGAGCUACAGUACUUAGUUGUCAUAAGAUCGUACAUGACACUGAAGUGAGGUUGUUUUUUCCUGAAGUAGCUCUUUCCUGAUCUAGCUUUUUGAACUUGACUGCUCUAAACUAACCCUAUUGUGCUUUCUCCUCUUGUUCUACAACCUUCCAUUUCUGGAUCGCUUAGAUCACUCUGUCCAGUCCCUCAGGCUAAAAUUCCCUCAGAGUUCAAUUCUUUUGAACUCUGCCUAUUGACUACCAGUCCCUCCUCUCCAGGUUUCUAAAGCUGUGUUCUGCACCCGCCACUCACUGCCCAGGCCGGGUCUGUGUAUGAGAGGGGCCGCGGGUUUUGGCAGUUGCCCUUUUUCCUGGCCCUGCCACAUGCGGCCGGUUACCGACCAGGGGGCACCUCUGUUCAGGCUCUGGCUCAAAAAAAGCCCCUUCCGCAUGCGGAUGAACUUCAGCUGCUUAGCGGCGGGCGUCACCCAGCCUGUUUCUGUUCCCAUCGCCUUACCCUUGGUAUUAUUGUGCCCUUUCCAAGCUCUGUGCUUCUUGCCCCCAAGAGAUCUCAAAGCAGCUACGGUGCCAGGGCUCCUGCCUUUGCCCCUGCAGUGUCCCCACGGCGUUCGCCUCACAGCACCCAACUCCUACAUUCCUCAGAGGUGAUGGUAUGGUAUGUUUGUUUCUGUACCCAAAAGGUGCCUGCCGUGUACUGGCAUGGUGUACUGCACGAUGGUGCCGAAUUUUAAAAUAAAACAAAAACCUCAAGUUA